CUGGUAGUUGCACCCCCAAUCAAACAAGUUCACUUUUAGUCUUCACGUUUGACUUGUAAACCAAAAACAAAAAAUGAUUUCUUUCUUUCACGUUUAAAAAUAUAAACUGGAAUAUCAAUCAUAGCAUAGGAAGCUAAAGCUUUUUCUGACAUUAGGAUUCCAGGUAUUAAAGUCUUGCUAAACAGCUCCUUAUCUUCACUCUAGGUGAUCAGAAAGCUUUUGUUCAUUGAAAGAGACUGCUGAUUACGGAGAAAAAAAAGAGGGGAAACAUGAGUUUCAGGGAUGAUUCUGAAGAUGGGAGGGACGUACGGAAGCCAUUUCUGCAUACCGGAAGCUGGUAUCGAAUGGGUUCCAGGACGGGAUCCAGUAUGCUGGGCUCAUCUCAAGUUAUUCGUGAUAGUUCCAUCUCUGUUGUAGCUUGCGUUUUGAUUGUUGCUUUGGGUCCUAUCCAAUUCGGUUUCACUAAUGGCUACUCUUCUCCUACACAAUCUGCAAUCAUCAAGGAACUUGGGUUAACUGUAUCAGAGUAUUCUGUAUUUGGUUCUUUAUCAAAUGUGGGUGCCAUGAUUGGAGCAGUAGCCAGUGGUCAGAUGGCAGAGUAUAUAGGGCGAAAAGGGUCUUUGAUGAUUGCUGCUAUUCCUAAUAUAAUUGGAUGGCUUGCUAUAUCUUUUGCAAAUGACGUAUCUUUUCUUUACAUGGGAAGGUUGCUGGAAGGUUUCGGUGUGGGAAUAAUCUCUUACACGGUGCCUGUGUAUAUAGCUGAGAUAGCACCCGAAAACUUGAGAGGCAGCUUGGGUUCUGUGAAUCAGUUGUCUGUUACAAUUGGAACAAUGGUUGCCUAUUUGCUGGGACUUUUUGUGGGGUGGAGGAUACUUGCAAUUUUAGGAAUACUUCCUUGUACAAUUUUGAUUCCAGGUCUAUUUUUCAUUCCAGAAUCUCCUAGAUGGCUGGCAAAAAUGGGAAUGACCGAAGAUUUCGAAGCUUCUCUUCAAGUUCUCAGGGGUUUCGAUACCGAUAUUUCUAUCGAAGUCAAUGAAAUCAAGAGGUCUGUAGCAUCAACAACUAGAAGAACAACGAUCCGGUUCGCAGAACUCAAAAAAAGGAGAUAUUGGUUUCCGUUGAUGGUUGGAAUUGGGCUACUUAUGUUGCAACAACUUGGUGGCAUUAAUGGUGUUAUAUUCUAUUCCGCUACCAUAUUCGAAACUGCUGGAAUUAAAUCAGGCAAUAUAGCUACCUUUGGAGUUGGCUUCAUUCAGGUCAUUGCUACUGCUUUAACCACAUGGUUGGUGGACAAAACAGGCCGCCGGCUUCUGCUUAUUGUUUCCACUUCUGGAAUUACUCUCAGCCUCCUACUUGUUGCACUCUCAUUCUUUUUAAAGGAUGUUGUGUCUACUGAGUCUAGCCUUUAUAGCAUAAUGGGCAUCUUGUCGGUAGUUGGAGUUGUGACCUUGGUGAUAACUUUCUCUCUGGGAAUGGGGCCCAUUCCUUGGAUUAUAAUGUCAGAGAUUCUUCCAGUAAGUAUAAAGGGUCUAGCGGGAAGCAUAGCAACACUUUCCAAUUGGUUCUCUGCCUGGCUGGUUACCAUGACUGCCAACCUGCUUUUGGAUUGGAACAGUGGAGGAACCUUUACCAUUUACAUGCUUGUAAGCGCUUUCACUAUUCUAUUUGUGAGUCUUUGGGUCCCUGAGACUAAGGGCAGAACACUCGAAGAAAUCCAACGCUCUUUUAGAUAAGCUUUUCUUCUUUUCCCCCCAUUUUCACUAUAGAAUAAUUCAGUUCCUGCAAUUUUCCAUUCUUUUAUAAUCAUCUCUAGCUGUAAAUUUUUUGUUUAUAUAUUUAUCUUUCCAUAUUCUCUAGCAAGCAUCUCUUCUUCCUGGCAUCACUUGUAUAAAUUUCACCCUCAAAAUAAAAUAUAUGUACUAUUGUCUA
Molecule: messenger RNA, 1929 nt
Organism: Gossypium raimondii (Peruvian cotton)
Lineage: Eukaryota; Viridiplantae; Streptophyta; Magnoliopsida; Malvales; Malvaceae
Product: sugar transporter ERD6-like 6
Exons: 19
Coding region: 270-1733 (487 amino acids)
Biological process (GO): carbohydrate transport; transmembrane transport
Cellular component (GO): membrane
Molecular function (GO): sugar transmembrane transporter activity
Source: RefSeq, a predicted model, not a curated record